Messenger RNA from Exaiptasia diaphana, 584 nucleotides. Its product is annotated as putative hydrolase RBBP9. Gene Ontology annotation, molecular function: hydrolase activity. The transcript has 5 exons. The record is from RefSeq and is a predicted model, not a curated record. Lineage: Eukaryota; Metazoa; Cnidaria; Anthozoa; Actiniaria; Aiptasiidae. Bases 12 to 554 code for a protein of 180 amino acids.
UCGUGGCAAAAAUGAAGYUUGUCAUCGUACCCGGUAAUGGUGCUGGAGACAUAGAACAUUGUAACUGGUAUGGCUGGCUUCGAGACAAGCUGAAAAAGGAUGGCAUUGAAUGCUUACUGAAGAAUAUGCCAGAUCCAGUUGUUGCAAGAGAAAGUGUCUGGCUUCCAUUUAUGGAGAAGGACUUGCAAUGUGAUGAGAAUACAGUCAUAGUUGGUCAUAGCUCUGGAGCUGAAGCUGCAAUGAGAUAUGCUGAAAAYCACAAGGUCCAUGGUAUAAUCCUUGUGUCUGCAUGUUUCACAGACCUAGGCGAUGAUAAUGAGGCAGCUAGUGGAUAUUACAACCAUCCAUGGGAGUGGCAACAAAUGAAGAAAAACACAGAAUGGAUUGUCCAAUUUGGAUCAACAGAUGACCCUUUUAUUCCUUUUGAAGAAGAACAACAAUAUGUAGCCACAAAUACRGAAGCUGAACUACACAAGUUCAGCAACAAAGGYCACUUCAUGCAAACACGAUUUCCAGAACUAUUGAAGAUAAUCAAAGAGAAAAUAAAGAAUUAAGAAUGGUURAGAAAAGUGACACCUCACAAA